AGAUGCCAUUCCAUCAUGUCACGGCUGGGCUGUUGUAUAAAGGAAACUAUCUGAACCGGUCCCUCUCCGCUGGCAGUGACAGUGAGCAGCUUGCCAACAUCUCAGUGGAAGAGUUGGACGAAAUCAGAGAAGCUUUCCGAGUCCUGGACCGCGAUGGCAAUGGUUUCAUUUCGAAACAAGAGCUGGGGAUGGCCAUGCGUUCGUUGGGAUACAUGCCUAGUGAGGUGGAACUGGCAAUCAUCAUGCAGCGCCUGGACAUGGAUGGGGACGGCCAAGUUGAUUUUGAUGAAUUCAUGACUAUCCUUGGACCAAAACUGGUGUCAUCAGAAGGGCGAGAUGGUUUUCUGGGAAACACCAUUGACAGCAUAUUCUGGCAGUUUGACAUGCAGCGGAUAACACUGGAAGAACUAAAACAUAUUCUUUAUCAUGCGUUCCGGGACCACUUGACAAUGAAGGACAUUGAAAAUAUUAUCAUCAAUGAGGAAGAGAGUCUAAACGAGAACUCAGGCAACUGCCAGACAGAAUUUGAAGUGCACUCUCAGAAACAGAACCGGCAGACCUGCGUGCGGAAAAGCUUGAUAUGUGCUUUUGCUAUGGCCUUUAUUAUCAGCGUCAUGUUGAUUGCCGCUAAUCAGAUCCUCCGGAGUGGCAUGGAGUAGCCAUAACACUGUGAAACCAACCAUCCACGCAUGCGCAUGCUGCCCGGUGAACUUUCUCCCCAGUCGACGUCACAAAGCGCGUGAGAGAGAGAGUGAAGAGUUCAGCAAAGGACCAGCAGCGUAUCAGUUGCCCAUCGGAUACAUCCUCUUGGCAGGGACAUAAAAGGGCUGUCUUAAUGCUUUAAUUAUUUUUCUUUCCUAAUGCAAUAAAAAAACAACCAUAGGAGCCCUAUUCCAUUACUAUUUCUCCUCCCCUUCCUUAUUCUUAUUCUUCUUCGUGUGGCAACAGUAGAUUUGGAGCAAGGAUUCCCCGUCAGCCCUAGCUAUACGUUUUUCAAACUUCAAGAAAACUAGACCAUGCAGAGUGGGUGGAUCUGUGCAAAUGGCUUCCUUUUGGGCCAGGAGGUCCUUAAACUCAUCUUUCCAACGGUAGAUGGAAACCAAUACCUGGAUGACCACACGAAGAGAUAAACUCGCUGUUUCUUCAGAUCCAUUUGACUUCAUCGUUUUAGGUUUUACUCCUCUGUCAAUGGAAGGGAAAUGAAUUCAGGGAUGCAGUCAGAGGAGUUUUAUUCAUUUGUUUAUCGUAAGACUUGGCAGGUUUAGAAGACAACCAUCCUUGCACUUCACUUGCCCAGGAAAUGCUUUGUCCCCAGGGAAGGAAAGACUGUCUAAUCUGGCCAACGCCAAGUCUUCCUCUGUCACCCUUUGAACCCGUGCUGUGCACCUUGAGCGUUCACCUGAUUUGUCUUUAUCCUGUUCAAACAUGUCUAAACUUAGUUUACCAGAAAUCUACUGCUACUGGUAACCAUUGCAGAAAAAGAAGAAAAAAGAACUUUGUAAGUUGGGCAAGGUCAAAGCAGGACAUCUCACUUACCGGCCCUCUACCCUGCAUUAUCCUAAUGCAGCUGUAAUUGGCCGCAGAAUCUUCCCCUCGUUCCUCAAAGCCUGAGUUAGAAAGAAUUCUGGAACAGAUGCAGAUGCUUCUCCCCACAAGGGAUGGGAUUUGUGGACUUGCUGAACUACAAAUUCCAUAAUUUGGCAUUCUAGGAGUUCUACCCAGAGUGGGUUAGAAUGUGGCUCACCUGGGAGAAGUCCUAAGAUGGAAGGGCCACCCAGAGGCUCACCUGUUCCUCCCCGAAGGCUAUCUGGGAACUCCUAUUUCCAACCAUCUCAGUUUAGGCCUUUCCUCCCAGCCAAGCCACAUUUAUGGGUCUAAGUCAGGUAGAACUUGCCAAAUAGAGAAUGAUAGGAUUUGUGGUGUAAGAAGUUUAAAAAGCCAUCUCUAUUCUUCACUCCUUUCUGCCUCCCUUUUUUUCCCUCUCUAAGAUCAGCUGGCAGGAGAGGCUUCUGCUAACAGAAGCAGAAAUACCAACCGUUGCAAAGUCUGUAAAUUAGGAUUAUAUCAACAUGGCUCACAUGUAAAGAUUAAGUUACGCAAGUAUGAUUGCAUCUGGUUCCAACCCAUUGGUUUCAAGAGAAAUGUUUUAAAAUAAGCAAAGGAUGAUGAUUGGCUGACACUUGCAUGGGAUUUGUCACUCUUUUGCAUACUGUAUAGCGCAGCCUUCUUAAUGAACCUGGUUGCAAGAAUAAGCCCUUUGCCGGUGUGAGGGUAGCAUUUGACUGGGGCCUGGGCAUCGUGAUUAUGGGCCAGUCACAUUAACCUACCUUACAGGGCGGUUGGGAAGAUAAAGCGCGGGGGGGGGAUAUGUGUUUGCUGCCCUGAGCACUACCUGUAACAUGUCUGAAUUUAGAGGAGUCUGAAAACAGUUACUGGUAGCAAUUUUGCUGAAAUCAAGUUCUAAGCAAUGUGUUACUUAAAUUUGCAACGGUGGUUGCAGAAAAUGAGGAAAGGGGAAUCAUAUAUCCAUUUUGAAAUUACAGAUUCUAAUACAGUAAGACUUUUUUCUUCAGGAAGUGGUUAUGGUUCUUGAAAAUAAGCGCUGCCGAAUUUGCUUAUUUUUGCUUCUGUGUAGGUUUUGCACUUUCCUUCUGAAGCAAAGGUGUUUUCUCCCCUCAUUCCUCAAAGCCUCAUGUAACAAAUUAUUUAUACAUAUAAAGCAUUGUCAAAUGUUCCAAUUGCCUCAGGUAGCCAUUCCUGUUUAUGUGUAUUUAUAUUUGAAGCAUUCUGUAUUCCAUUUUAUCAAUAGCUCUGAAGUAUUUUUUUUAAAAAAUACGAGCAAACUGAUAAAAGCACAAAAAAAACAAGAACUUUAAAGAGAGAGAUGUUCAAAAUCAAUUUGUUUUACAAGAGAUUUUUGCCUAGCACCCUAAAAAUAACUUUGAUGUCAAGAAAGGAAGGAAAAUAUUUCAUACCUGGAGCACCCUGGGUUGGAGAAAACACUUCUGUCACAUAAAUUUAAGCAUCACUGCAUUUUUUUCUAAGUCCCAAGUCCCUUGAAAGAUACUUUUUAAUGAUUAUUUCCCUUUCCAGUACCAACACGAGAGAUCAUCAUUCAAUUAUUGUUUAGUUCUUGAACUUUCUAUUUAGAGCACUUACAGAAAAAGGUACACAGCAGAAAACUGCAUACAAAAAGAGAAUAUGAAAUUGGCGUGAGAAAGCCCAAAACCCCCCACGUGUGUUAAUGAAAGACCAGGGGGAAAUCGUUUUUGUGUUGCUUAUUUGCUUUUAUGGUUUGGAAUAGCAGCAAAGUGACAUGAAGGAUGAUGGAGAAAAAAGUCUUACAGGCAACUUCUCCUUCCCAGCCAAAUUUCUCCAUGAGUAGAAGAGAUUUCUAACAGCUCUAUUAGUAGCGCUCUAUAAGGUGUCAUGCCUUCUGCCUGUACAACACCCUUUCCUUCCAAAGCUUUUGCUCAGUCCUUGCUGAAUUUCAUUUUAAUCAAGUGAACAAAAAGGGAAGUUUGGAUAAUCAAAUCUUUUGUUGAAAUCCUAGAAUUUUGUGAUUGGGAUCAGAAGAUGCUGAGGAGACUUGAAAGAAUUCUGUUAGACCGAACAUAAUUCAAGCCAUUGUAAAUUUCAACAACCAAAAGAGAGGGGGGGGAAGCCUGUGAUGAAAUAAACCUCUAUAUUUUAGCUAUAUUAUUAAUUGUAUUGAAUGCAGGAGGAUGGAAAGGCACAUACUCCUUUCUUUUAAGGGGUAUCCGAGGAGUGAGUAUAGUCUUCGUGGAGUCUCAUCCCAUUUUGCCCAAACUGGAAAUGAUUCUGUAGGUCCUUGCGAAGAGCAUUUAUACAAUUUUCAGCACAGCCAUUGUUCCAUAACAAUUGUUUCGAAGGUGGAAACAGUAACAUCUUCCAGUACAACUAAAUAAGAACCUGUGUUUCAAAUGCAUUCUCUUGCAUGCGACUUUUUUAGGGGGGAAAAAGAGUAUUUUAAUAUAUACCUACUAUAUUAUUGCACUGUAUAAAGUAUAUAAGGGGAAGAUACUGCCAUAUAUCCAGACUACUUAGCCACUGUACAUAUCUUAAUCUGUAUUUUGAAAAGAGAGUGAGAAGACAAUUUAAUUUUAAUCAUGGUUUAUGCAAUAGAAAUAAAGUUGCUUUUGUCUUUUG
Messenger RNA from Pogona vitticeps (central bearded dragon), 4170 nucleotides. The record is from RefSeq and is a predicted model, not a curated record. NCBI's taxonomy places the organism in Eukaryota, Metazoa, Chordata, Lepidosauria, Squamata, Agamidae.